AUGAAUGCCGAACUCAAGGUUUCGUGGGUUCCAAGCCCGGACAUCCAGCCUCAUUCGUCCCCGAUUCUGUAUCGGAUCUCCUCUCUCUACUCCUGCAAACCCUUGCCGUCGAUUCCCCCUGUCGGCACCUCCCGCGUCUUCAAACCAGCCAUCCCUUCUGCAUCUCCAAAGAUGUCUCGACAAAGCUUUGUGGUUCCGGAUGAGGAUCCGAGAUGGGCGACACACUCGCCUGUCGCCCCACAGUGGUUUAUUCCUCCAGAUCUCAAUGCCCUUCCGACCUAUGACAUUUUACUUAUUGAGACGAUGCCCUGCGAUGGCGAAUUCAUCAACCCCAUCAUAUUCUUUACGCCACAGCGGAUCCAGGCCGCGAAGUGUGAAAUGUUGCACACCGAUUCUUUGACACGUCAGAGUGAGAACCAAGGGGGUGCGGACCCCGAUUAUUGA
Messenger RNA from Fusarium fujikuroi IMI 58289, 444 nucleotides. RefSeq lists its product as uncharacterized. The record is from RefSeq and is a predicted model, not a curated record. NCBI's taxonomy places the organism in Eukaryota, Fungi, Ascomycota, Sordariomycetes, Hypocreales, Nectriaceae. The transcript is spliced from 2 exons. The coding region runs from base 1 to 444 and encodes 147 amino acids.